AUGUCUCUUCAGUACCUCCCCGCUGUUAAGCCUUCCGCCAUCGCCCUCGGCACCGUCUUCAACCACACCUUCGAGCUCGGCGUCCUCUCCCCCCUCUUCGGCAAGACCUGGCAAAAGGCCAAGUCUGCCAACACCAAGGAGGAGUUCCUCAAGUCUCGGGAAGCCUCUUCUGCCGCCGCUGCCUGGGGUUCCGCCCUCGUCGGCUCUGCCCUCCAGUCCUACGGUGUCGGUGCCCUGAUCAACGCCACAGGCACUCUCUCCUACAAGGGCGCCGCCUACCUCGGUGCUCUCAUCUUCGCCGCCACCAGCGCCCCCGGCUUUAUCUCCCAGCUUGUCGUCGAGCACCGCGCCUUUGACCAGGUUGGCCUCAAUGUGCUCGCUAAGCUCUUCGAGACUGUCGGUCUUUCCGUCUUCCUUUCUUGGUGGGGCACCCGCACUAUCCCCUUCGGCUCCGGUGGCACCCCAUUGAGCCGUAACUCUUUCCGGGCGGAGUAA
Podospora anserina S mat+ is the source of this 495-nucleotide messenger RNA. RefSeq lists its product as uncharacterized. Lineage: Eukaryota; Fungi; Ascomycota; Sordariomycetes; Sordariales; Podosporaceae. The coding region runs from base 1 to 495 and encodes 164 amino acids. The record is from RefSeq and is a predicted model, not a curated record. The transcript is spliced from 2 exons.